This is a messenger RNA of Sphaeramia orbicularis (orbiculate cardinalfish), 1679 nucleotides long. It is a transcript of the gene sft2d2a, whose product is annotated as SFT2 domain containing 2a. Gene Ontology annotation, biological process: vesicle-mediated transport. Lineage: Eukaryota; Metazoa; Chordata; Actinopteri; Kurtiformes; Apogonidae. Gene Ontology annotation, cellular component: membrane. The record is from RefSeq and is a predicted model, not a curated record. The transcript is spliced from 7 exons. Bases 1 to 429 code for a protein of 142 amino acids.
AUGCAGGCGGUGAAUGAGGCCUCAACUUUAAGCUGGGCCAACCGUAUAAGGGGAUUCGUCAUUUGCUUUGUUAUUGGGGGAGUGUGCACAAUUUUGGGAGUAUGUGUGCUCUUUCUUCCCAAGAUUGGACUGAUACUCUUUAUUGUUUUUUACACUUUUGGAAACAUUUGUGCACUAGGAAGCACCAUGUUUCUGAUGGGACCACUAAAGCAGCUGAAGAGGAUGUGUGACAAAACAAGAGCACUAGCCACCACAUUUAUGCUUACUUGCCUAGUGCUGACUCUCUGCGCGGCCUUCUGGUGGAAGAACUUUGGACUUGCAUUGCUAUUUGUGAUCUUGCAAGUUUUGUCAUUUACCUGGUACAGCCUGUCAUACAUCCCAUGUGCGAGGGAGGCGAUUCUGAAGAUGGUGUCCAUCUGUAUAAAAUGAGUCAUGUGACUGUGAUGAAGGUCCAUGAUGGAUGAGGUGUUUUAAAGGGCAGGUCUCUAAUUCAUAUAUUGUUGAAUCGCACACUAAAGAGUCUGUGACUCUAUGAUGUACUAACUUUUAAUCAACAGUUUUAUCCUCUUUUUUUCUUUUAGCUUAGUCUAACUAUAUAUGUUUAUGCGUGCCUGUUUUUUUGGUGUAAAUAUCUAAUAAAUGAAUGUUGAAAUUAAUACAUGACAAUCUCAAUAUUUUCAUAACUGAGAUAAACAAAGCUUAGAGACCCAGUAAAAACUUGUGAGGAUGUUUUAAAUGUGAACUGGCAUGAUGAUCAAAUUCUGCUUGUAAAAAAAAAUAUGUGUAAUGUGUUUUGUGCCAAAACAUAUAUGACUCUAAAUACUUUUCUAUGGUUAUGAUAUGGUUCAUAUGCAUAUCUCUUGAUUCUACAUGGAGUAAAUCUGUUUUUGCAGUUAUUUAACCACAGUCCUGACCUUUUUCAGUUCAUAAGAUUUUUUUUUUAAUUUGUUUAACGUGAAUUUUGAGGUUGCGUAUUUGUAACUUACAAAAGCUCAAAUACAAUUAAAAAAAAAAAAGUUUUGAAUAUUAAGUGCUGACAGCAGACUGCCAGUAUCAAGAAGGACGAGAGGCUGACACAAAGCUCCUGAUUAAAUAAAUUUUAAAAAUGGAACCGAAGUGGAACCCUUAUUGCUUUGAAGAUGGAUCAGACCUUCCCAGUGUGGAGACAGGAGAUUGCUGAGGCAGAUCCUCCGUGAAAACUCAAAAUGAGUGUUGGCCUGCCCUUUUUCCAGAGAGACAAGCAAGAACUGAAACUUGUAUACUUUUUUUGUUUACAUCCAUAAUAAAUGCUAAUGCAAUUGUGAUUUUUUUUUUUUUUGCUGUAUUUUGGAAGUGUAUAAAUUUCAACAGGAUCAGCAUCUAGAAAAGGACUUUUUUUGAUGCAUUGGACAGCUUCACACCAAUAAAUCACAAAUUUUUCACUUUUCCUUUAGACAAAGUAUUGUGUCAGGCAGAGUCUUCUGUAUACAUUAGUAAGGAGCUUUUUGUGAUAUCUUGUACCAUUUUACCCCCAGAGUCCUCUGUUUGACUACAUUCUUUGAGGGAAGCUCAAAGGCUAAGCACUCACUGUUGCCAACUCCUCAGUGGAAAGUAGCUACUUUGCAUUAUUGGAAAGGAGCAUGUAAUUGUAAUGGAUGCUUUAGGAGAGACAAAAGUGGGUUAAAGACACCCUACAUAUG